Molecule: messenger RNA, 1177 nt
Organism: Euleptes europaea (tarantolino)
Lineage: Eukaryota; Metazoa; Chordata; Lepidosauria; Squamata; Sphaerodactylidae
Gene: TMEM144
Product: transmembrane protein 144
Exons: 11
Coding region: 16-1101 (361 amino acids)
Biological process (GO): carbohydrate transmembrane transport
Cellular component (GO): membrane
Molecular function (GO): carbohydrate transmembrane transporter activity
Source: RefSeq, a predicted model, not a curated record
UUGCUAAGACCAGAGAUGGCCGGCUGGCAAGGAAGCAACAGUUCUGUCAGCAGCAAUGAGACAGAUUUAACAAUUGGUUUCACCUCAUCAGCAAUAGCAGUCUUCUUAUUUGGGACAAACUUUGUACCGGUUAAGAAAUUUGACACUGGUGACGGGAUGUUCUUCCAGUGGAUUCUCUGCACUGCUAUCUGGAUAGUUUCAUUAAUCGUCAACCUUAUUCAGAACUGUCCUAGAUUUUGGCCUCUUGCUAUGGUUGGGGGCUUCUUAUGGGCUACAGGUAAUGUAACAGUUGUCCCCAUUGUUAAAACCAUUGGGCUGGGCCUUGGGCUCUUAAUCUGGGCUUCUUUUAACUUGCUAACUGGUUGGGCAAGUUCAAGGUUUGGUUGGUUUGGAAUUGAUCCAGAAGUGGUAGAAAAGCCAGUCUUAAACUAUGUUGGAGCUGGACUUUCAGUGUUAAGCACUAUCCUGUUUCUUUUUGUAAAAACUGAUAUUCAGAGUUCUUCGUCGUCAUCAGAAAGCACUCCAUUACUAAGAGAACAUUCCAUCAAUACUUCUGAACGUAGGAAUGAAAUCAGGAACGAUGUAUCUUGGGUGGACAAUUUUUCUCCAGUGGGAAAGAGAAUUAUAGGCUGUUCCCUGGCUGUGAUAGCUGGAAUACUAUACGGUUCUAGUUUUGUGCCCGUGCUUUACAUCAAGGACCAUGGCAGAAGAAAUGGAACAACAUAUACAGGAGCGAGUCAGUUUGAUUUAGAUUAUGUCUUUGCGCACUUUAGUGGCAUCUUCCUUACAAGUACCAUCUACUUUUUGAUCUACUGUGCAAUAAUGAAAAAUCAUCCUAAAGUGUAUCCUGAAGCCAUAAUCCCAGGAUUUGUUUCUGGCAUAUUGUGGGCACUAGCUAAUUGCUGUUGGUUCCUAGCAAAUCGUUACCUCAGUGCUGUGGUCAGCUUUCCAAUAAUCACUGCAGGGCCUGGAUUUAUAGCUGCAAUGUGGGGAGUCCUGGUCUUUAAAGAAAUAAAGGGUCUGAAAAAUUAUUUUUUACUCUCAAUAGCCUUUUGCAUUAUUUUGGCUGGGUCACUCUCAACAGCUUUUUCUAAAGUCUGAAGAACAUCAUUUGAACCAACAGAUGGCAGCAGUAGUAAAGACAUUUAAGACGUUCCGAAAGAUUGUUUAUUUUCUU